Molecule: messenger RNA, 1008 nt
Organism: Thelazia callipaeda (thelaziosis nematode)
Lineage: Eukaryota; Metazoa; Nematoda; Chromadorea; Rhabditida; Thelaziidae
Source: the annotation of a GenBank genome assembly
UUGGCUGUGAACUUUUACAGGACUGAAUAUUCUUUGUGUUCGUAUGCAAAAAAAAUUUUGCAUUUGCUUUGGAAAGACCAGCCUUCUCUACCGUUUUCAAUCGCGACCACAAUAGUGACCUGUCUCUCGACGGUUACCGAGGUGUUAAGUGGCGGUGCUGUGCUGGUGGAGCCGAGUAGAGCCGAGCCGAGGCGAGCUGCCCUCCCUCAAUUACCUCCGCUAGCCAAGCCACUCACAGCGAUCAAUUUUGUGGAUGCUACCAAACAUGGUUUUCGAAUUGUUCUUCUCGACUCAUUUCUAGACGCUUAUCUCGCACCAAUUAAGAUUCCAACAGUAUUUAUCACAGCCAUACCUCUAAGAGCUGAUGAAGCUGCCACUAUCAAAAUAUUUUAUCCAGACAAUAUCCGAGAUGAUAAGCAGGUGAGCAUAUCAGAUUUAAAAGAGCGCCAAUGGUAUUAUGUCUGUGUUGAGUGGGAAAAUUUUAAUCGUCAUAAUGAAUCUACCGGAACUGAUUGCCGAAUUUUGCGCACGUUAGAUCGUUUCGGUAAAAGCGCUGAAACUAGCGUAAAUGACGUAGAAAUUACUGACAUUUCAUCAACAACGAUGCAAUUUCGAAUCCGAUCACUAGUGGAAUUUCCGAUUAGGUUGACAGCUUCGCUGAAAAGUCCUUCAACAGCGUUAACAGCAUCUCAAACGUUUGUCUUUCGAGAGUCAACCGAUUUAGACGUAUUUUUUCCAUUUCUAAAAGAAGAUACCGAUUACGGAAAACUUUGCAUCACUGAACAACCGCUCGUGACCGGAUAUACUACGAUGGGACGAUUGAUUAGUGAUAUGUUCAUUGAAAAGUGUUAUUUUGGCAAACUCAGAACGAAGGAUUAUGAGUUAUCUACGUUUGACAUGGAGACCAGCGCAUAUAGACGUGGAGCUUCAUCGACAACCUUAAACCUUUUCAUUUUCUUUUUACUACUGUCUCUAACAAGUUUUCAUGUUAGUUUUCUGACCAGGUGA